This is a messenger RNA of Daphnia magna, 1376 nucleotides long. RefSeq lists its product as uncharacterized. The transcript has a single exon. Lineage: Eukaryota; Metazoa; Arthropoda; Branchiopoda; Diplostraca; Daphniidae. Bases 208 to 1350 code for a protein of 380 amino acids. The record is from RefSeq and is a predicted model, not a curated record.
CUUAUCAGUCUUGCUCGUUUACUUGUUUAAACAGCAUUCAAUGUGCAUAACACUGACGCUUCAGUCUACGGCUAUAUUUUCCACCCUACCCCUCUCCGUCUUGCGUAUUACUCACAGAAUUGUAGUCUGUUUCUAACGUAGAAGGUGCAUUCCUACAAAACUUACCGAGAAAGAAGGCUUCUGCUAUUACAAACCAGAUUGACCAAAAUGAGGCGUUUUGUUGAACACGUUAAACUGAAAUUAUACCGGCGGCUUUUCACGGUAAUAUCUUUGGGUGUCAUCUUCUUACUUGUAUCCCAGCUAAGUCAUCAAAAUGGUUUGAAGUAUUUCUACGUCAGCAGUAGCUCAAAAGCCCUCGAAGAAGAACGCUUAUUACCAAUAGCUGGCGCUAGAAAUAGUUUGCGAGAAAAGCCUAUCAAAUAUGCAGUCUUUUGCGCCUCCACUCCUAACGGAGCAAGUUAUCGCUCGUUCGACUAUGCCUACAAUCUGCCGUUGACUGCACUAGCCUGGGAGCGAAUAGGUUACAAAUCUAUUGUCCUCAUUAUUGGCUCUCGGUGCGAAUGGGAAAAUGAUCCGGCUUUGAGACUUAUUUUGGCCCGUCUGGAAGAAAGACGAGGAACUACAAUCUUCAUUGAAUCUCCACUUGAAUAUCGCCAAACGCUUAGCCAAGCAGCCAGAAUUUUCGUCGCCAAUAUGAAGGAGUUCUCUGGUAAUGAAAACGAUUACUUAAUUACUACAGAUGCAGACCUUUGGCCAUUGCGGAAAGAACAUUACAUACCCGACCCAAACAUGGACGUCAUGUUGUUGCACUGGGGAUGUUGUGGAAACUUCACAAUGAACAACAGAACAUACACUAUGUAUCCAAUGAGCAACAUUGGGGCUACUGUGGCUGUUUGGCGAGACGUUAUAAACACCAAUCAUUCGUUGGCUUUUGACACUGAAAGUAUUCUGGAUUACCUCGAGGAAAUGUUCGGUGACCAGGCCAGAAGUCCAGUAAUUGUUGGCGAGGAAAGGUGGUUCAUGGAUCAACAGCUGGUCACCGUUCGUUUUACAGAAUGGAUAGAGAAACAUGGAGAAAACACUGUUUACAGGGUAUCUGACGAAGGAUUCUAUCGCGUUGAUCGAUCUUGCUGGUCGGAAGUUGAUUCUUUAGCACCAGAGAACUUCACGCAUCGAUUUGAUGCCCAUUUACCUAGCAAAGGCUACCUACCCAUCCAGCAAUCAAGAAUGGAACCGCUAAUCCAUCUCAUGUAUGGCAAAAACUCGUGGGAAACUAAAUGGGUCGAGAAAUACAAUCAAGAAUUUCUUGCUAAUGUUGAUAACUGGAUAAGAUUUCGUAAAUUGGGAUAACUGAUUUUCUUUUCCAUGAAAGGAUC